ACGCCGCCGCCCGCCGCCGGCUUCGCCUUCUCGUGCCCGCGGCAGCUCAAGGUGCCGCCCUACCUGGGCUACCGCUUCCUGGGCGAGCGCGACUGCGGGGCGCCGUGCGAGCCGGGCCGGCCCGACGGGCUGAUGUACUUCAAGGAGGCCGAGGUGCGCUUCGCCCGCCUCUGGGUGGGCGUGUGGUCCGUGUUGUGCUGCGCCUCCACGCUCUUCACCGUGCUCACCUACCUGGUGGACAUGCGGCGCUUCAGCUACCCCGAGCGGCCCAUCAUCUUCCUGGCCGGCUGCUACUUCAUGGUGGCCGUGGCGCACGUGGCCGGCUUCGUGCUGCAGGAGCGCGCGGCCUGCGCGGAGCGCUUCGCCGAGGACGCCUACCGCACCGUGGCGCAGGGCACCAAGAAGGAGGGCUGCACCAUCCUCUUCAUGAUCCUCUACUUCUUCGGCAUGGCCAGCUCCAUCUGGUGGGUCGUGCUGUCGCUCACCUGGUUCCUGGCGGCCGGCAUGAAGUGGGGCCACGAGGCCAUCGAGGCCAACUCGCAGUACUUCCACCUGGCGGCCUGGGCCGUGCCGGCCGUCAAGACCAUCACCAUCCUGGCCAUGGGGCAGGUGGACGGCGACCUGCUGAGCGGCGUGUGCUACGUGGGGCUCUACAGCGUGGACUCGCUGCGCGGCUUCGUGCUGGCGCCGCUCUUCGUCUACCUCUUCAUCGGCACGUCCUUCCUGCUGGCCGGCUUCGUGUCGCUCUUCCGCAUCCGCACCAUCAUGAAGCACGGCGGCACCAAGACCGAGAAGCUGGAGAAGCUCAUGGUGCGCAUCGGCGUCUUCAGCGUGCUCUACACCGUGCCCGCCACCAUCGUGCUGGCCUGCUACUUCUACGAGCAGGCUUUCCGCCCCGCCUGGGAGCGCACCUGGCUGCUGCAGACCUGCAAGACCUACGCCGUGCCCUGCCCCGGCCACGUGGCGCCCGCCAGCCCCGACUUCACCGUCUUCAUGAUCAAGUACCUCAUGACCAUGAUCGUGGGCAUCACCACCGGCUUCUGGAUCUGGUCCGGAAAAACCCUGCAGUCCUGGCGGCGCUUCUACCACCGGCUCAGCAGCGGCAGCCAAGGGGAGACGGCGGUAUGAGGGCGAGCCUGCCUCCCUCCCUUGCCCCCUGCCCUGCGGGCGCCCCGGGGAGCCCUCGUGGCGCCCGGCGCGGGGGCUCAGGCCCGGCCUUGCGGAGUAAGUGCCCUUCCAGGC
Molecule: messenger RNA, 1242 nt
Organism: Gavialis gangeticus (Gharial)
Lineage: Eukaryota; Metazoa; Chordata; Crocodylia; Gavialidae
Gene: FZD7
Product: frizzled class receptor 7
Exons: 1
Biological process (GO): non-canonical Wnt signaling pathway; canonical Wnt signaling pathway
Cellular component (GO): plasma membrane
Molecular function (GO): Wnt-protein binding; Wnt receptor activity
Source: RefSeq, a predicted model, not a curated record